GCCCAGGCGGAGGCCCAUAGGGGCCUGGUGGACACCCGCCAAUCGGGCAAGCCAGAGAAAUUCUCUGGAGAGCCGGCGGCCUUUGAGGAUUGGUCGUUUGUGCUGGAGGCCUAUAUGUGCUGCGUGAACCGUGGCUUCCAGGCGCUCUUUGAGCGCAUCAGGUACUCUGAUGUGCCGGUCCUCCAGGCCAGCCUCAGCCCAGGGGAGGCGGAGCUAUCAACGCAGCUCUUUUAUACCCUGGUGAUGCUCCUCCUGGGCAACGGCCUGGAGGUUUACAGGAAGCUGGUGAGUGAGUACCGGCCCCGGUUGGCAAGCCGCUUCGUGGGGACACUCACCCAGCUUAUGAGCCACAAGUUCACGGCCAGCCUCGAGGCCGAGAUCCCCUUCUUCGAGAAGCUCGUGCGAAGGUACGAGGCCGAGACCGGCAAGCAGCUUGAUGACACAAUCAAGCUGGGGAUCAUUAUCAAUGGCCUCCAGGACGAGUCCCUCGAGCAGCACGUGGUGAGGAACUCAGCGAGGCUCAAGACAUACCAGCUGCUCAAUGACGAGCUCUUAGAGGUGGCUCGAACGAGCCGAGUGCUGGCCGAGCAGCCGGUGCCGAUGGACAUGUCGGCCCUUCCAAAGUGGAAGCAGAAGCCCCCAAAGGGGGGCAAGGAAGAGCCCGAGCCCAUGCUUGCAAGCCCCACCUUGGCCGAGGAGCGCGACUACGUGGCGGCAGUGACGCUGCCUCAGGAGGGGACCUGGACCGUGAUCGGUCCAGAUGUGCAGUGUCUGAUUUUAGACAAGAAUGCACACAAGGUCCGGAAGGCCUUGGGGUACACCAAGACCAUAGAGCUUCAAAAGAAGCGUGGGGUGUACUGGCUGCCGGUGCAAAGCGAUGAAAGCAAGGACACCGAGCCUACGGUGUUGGCAGCAACCAAGGCAGCAAAGAAAGUGGUGCCAGCAGAGGCCAUGAGCCUCGAAGAGGGUGCGGGAGGAACCGCCCCGGACCAAGCUGCGGAUGGAACCGCGCUUGAAAAUCCACCAAAGGAAGACUCGGGAGGCCCAGCUAGGUCAAGCUCCAGCAUGGGUCCAGAGAACCCGAUCCAAGCGGCGGAUAGACCCGCGCUUGGAAAUCCACCAGAGGAAGACUCGGAGGCACAGCGCAAGACCAGAUCGAAGCGCAUCCCAGACCUGGUAUCCGAGGGAUCACAUGAUGACUCACCUCCCGUUUCGCUCCUGGUGCGACCACUGUGUCGCUGGAAAGUCCAGGGAGGACUCUCACCCGUUGCGAGAGGCAGAGCGCUGAAGGGCGAGAUGCCUAAGACGGCAGAGGCAUUGAAGGAGCCCCUUGACGUGGAGGACGCCCAGCGACCAAUACUGGUCAUGGUGGAUCAGGAGACGGGAGCGACCUUCUCCUACUUGGUCACAAAGGGGGUCAACAACUACGCCGUUCAUGUUAUGAACGAGGCCCUCAAGUUUGCGGGAAGACAAAGGGUGAUCAUCAUGUCGGACGGUGAGCCCGCGAUGCGAGCUCUGGUGGAUACGGUGGCCAGACAGGCCAGGACGCUGGUCCAUGCCCUCGAGACACGUUACCCUGGAUACCAACUCAAGGGUGACAACGAGGUGAGACCGGAGCCCAGGAGAUGGGAAAAGCACCGCUUAGAGGCGGUGACGGGCACACCCUGGCAGCCCAAGGCGUUGGUGGUACCGGGUGACAACAAGCCGCUCACCCUGCCAGACGGACGCAAGGGGAGAUCUGUAUACAUCACCCUGGAGCGCCAGAUCAAACAUGGCCCAACGCCAGGCUGUCCGGGAUGCAACUGCUCUGCAGGAGAAGUGAAGCCACACAGCCCAGAGUGCAGGAAGAGGUUCAGUGAACUCUACCCUCGAGAGGCCGCAGGCUACAGCACAGAGCCGGGCGAAGAGGGGGCACGGGCUGUGGAGGGGGAUGCAAUGGACAUCUCCGGGGCUGGUGCUUCCGGUGCGGGAGGCCCCGCCCAGGAAGGUGAGCCACAGGGUUCGGGAGGAACCGACUCUGUGCAAAGCCGCAAGGACCUCAAGAAACAGUUGGCCGACAAGGCCAGGGAGCGGAGAGAGGCCGCGCAGCAAGCGCAGGAAGAACCUAAAAGGUUCAGGCUUACACAGAAGGGCUCCAAGAGAACUGCAGAGGUUUUUGUGGAAGAAGCGGUUGCUGAAGCAGCCGCGGAAGAGGUGAUAGGAGGCCUCCCCACUCUUCACGAGGAGACGCUGCUUGCAGCUUAUCCUGAAGAUGGACUGCUGGAGAGUCAGGGUGCGUUUGACGAACGCACAGGGAAGGCGCUUCCUGUUGAAAAGGUCAAGAAAGCGCGUGGCCGUGAGCUUGACAAGAUGCUAGAGCACAACGUCAAGGAGGACAUCACCUGGGAAGAGGCGAAAAGCCGAGGACUCAAAAUAGUCAAGAGCAGAUGGGUAGAUGGCUGGAAGCCACUCCCAGAUGACCCCCAGGGUGUCCGGAGUCGGUGUGUGGCUCAGGAAGUCAACGUGAGCCAAAGGGAUGACGUGGCAUCUGGGACGCCUCCGUUGAAGGCCCGCCGGAUGGUCCUGUCCCACGCGGCUACAAAGGCUCCAGGCGCGCGUGUUAACAAGAAGCUUAUCGCCAGAUACGACGUAUCAGUGGCAUUCUUCCAUGCAGAGUCAACAGGGAAGAUUGCUGUGGUUCCACCAAAGGACUUAGACCAGAGUCGCUUGUGGUUCCUGAACAAGGCGAUGAAUGGAACGAGGGAAGCGUCCAAGCAAUGGGCAGCAAAGAUCCUCAAGAACAAGAAGAAAUGGGGAUUCUUGGAGAUAGAGUCCGUGCCAGGACUUUUCUAUCAUCCUGUCCAUGACAUCAUGGUGUGCUGCCAUGGG
Messenger RNA from Symbiodinium sp. CCMP2456, 2868 nucleotides. The record is from the annotation of a GenBank genome assembly. Lineage: Eukaryota; Dinophyceae; Suessiales; Symbiodiniaceae.